AUGCCAACAUUCGAAUUGACGUCCGACAACGAAUUCAUCAUGGCAUCCACCGACGAACGCACGGACGUCAUAGUUCUGCAGUACUCCGACGACCCAACCGCCCUAGAGAUGAUCCGUCCGUCCCCCAUCUCCGGCGAGUUGACCGACGGCGUUAGGGUUGGAGCUUCCCCAAAGGCCGAAUACAACGCGCUCGAAGUCAUGGGCGCGGUGAUAAAGAAGAGAAGACUCAAGGAACUGGCCAAGGACCUCGCCCUUCCACUGCUGGACGGCGGGUUCCUGCCUCUCUUGGUCAACCGCCGCGGCCUCUGCCUGGCGGCGGACAUCGACCACCCGUCGGUUUGGAGGCUGAGGAUCAACGACUACUUUGGCUGGUCCAAAUACGGCGUGAUCAGAGAGGUUUUGGACGGCGGCGGCGUGUGGAACAAAUGUGACAUGUACAAUGGUGCGGUGGUGGUGGAUGUGGAGGAAGCCAUGAGCGCCGUCGAGGAGGCUAGAGAGCUGCGAGUUGCACUGAAGGAGAAGAAGAGAGUGAUACAAGACGGGAGGUCGGAGCUGGCGGUGUGUAGGAAGGAAGUGGAGUGCAUGAGGGAAGUGGUGGAGAAGAGCAACAGAGAGGUGGCGAUGGUGAAGGCUCGGCUUCAGGCUUUCAAGGCGGGGCUUAGGUGCUUGGUGGAUGAUGAUCAUCAGGACGGGGAGUAA
Messenger RNA from Linum tenue, 699 nucleotides. The record is from the annotation of a GenBank genome assembly. Lineage: Eukaryota; Viridiplantae; Streptophyta; Magnoliopsida; Malpighiales; Linaceae.